CUGUAUCUUGCCUAUCUCUUUCUCUAUCGUCUCUAUCGUCUCUAUCGUCUCUAUCGUCUCUAUCGUCUCUAUCGUCUCUUGUCGCCGUUAUCUUCUCCAAACCCUCCUCUUCCCGUCUUAUCUGCGGACUAUCUCAUUCCUGCAUCACGAGUAAUUAUUACUAUUGCCUGUCUGGAUAUCUUCAUCUCUUCAUCCAUGGCGCUCUUCCCGAUAGGGGCAUCCUGCCUCGGGUUUAUCUUCCUCGUAUCCCCCUUCCUUGAUCUCGUUGACUCUCCUCUGCUAACCCUUCACCAGCCUCUACUCCACUCUACCCAGUUCUUCUUCCUUUCAUCAGCUUGAUCUUUGCAGAAAUGGCAGGCAACUUGCCACAGCAGGAAUGCAAACCAGUGUCGACGGGGGUUGACAAGGACAACCUGGUCAUUCCGCUCAUCGAUUUCGGUCCUUUUCUCAAUGGGACCCCUGCCGACAAACACUCUGUUGGCAUCGCAGUUACCGAGGCGUUUAAAACGUCUGGAUUCCUCUACCUAAAAAAUCAUGGCAUCCCACCGUCCGUAGUGUCCCGUGUGUUUGCCUCGUCUGCCCGCUUCUUUGCUCGACCACAGGCAGAGAAGGAUAGUCUUGGCUGGACAACUCCACAGUCCAACCGUGGCUAUGUUGCUCGAGGCCGGGAGAAGCUGACACGGCCUGAUGACAAGAGUAACGUGCAGGCAUUGCGUUCUGCCAAUCCUGAUCUCAAGGAGACCAUGGAGAUCGGCCGUGACGGAGUGGAGGGCUUGCCGAACCGCUGGCCAGAUCACAUCGACGAUGAAGGGAAGGACUUCAAACAGGUCAUGCAGUCUUUCUUCCAGACAUGCAAAGAGCUCCAUACCCAAGUCAUGCGGGCUGUGUCCAUAGGAAUGAACCUUCCCGAGUCCUUCUUCGAUGAGUUUGUCGACGCUGGGGACAACAACCUCCGUCUACUCCAUUAUCCACCCAUCCCCAGGUCCGUCUUCAGUUCGAACCCUGACCAGGUUCGUGCUGGUGAGCAUAGCGACUACGGUUCGCUCACGCUGCUUUUCCAGGACGCCCGUGGUGGCCUCCAAGUUCGCAGCCCAAAGGGUACUUUCAUCGAUGCCACUCCCAUCCCAGAUACCAUUGUAGUCAACGCAGGUGACUUGUUGGCACGGUGGUCCAAUGACACCAUAAAGAGCACCAAGCAUCGAGUUGUCGAGCCCCCAAAACCAGCUAAUUCUGAAGCAGAGGAUAGUUCAGAUAUGUACCCGGCGCGAUACAGCAUCGCGUACUUCUGCAAUCCUAACAAUGACAAAUUUAUCGAGGCGUUACCUGGAACCUAUGGAGAGGAUCUUCAUAUCCCCAAGAAGUACUCUGGGAUCACUUCAGGGGACUACCUUGUGCAACGGCUGACGGCAACUUAUUAGACCAAUGCUGAACACAGUUUGUUCUUUUGCUUCUAUUCUAUUCUAUCUUCCUCUGUGUCUCUUUGGCUAUGAGAAUGCUAGGUUCAAGAGAUAGCCCCCCAAAACUAACCUCAUUCCGCCCAAUGGUUUAUUGUAUAUAGCCUAAUCCCCUUGCAUUCCUUCGAUGAAAAAUCAUCCCUGCUCAAGAUGUAUGUAUUGUAUAUCGGAGUAAUCAGGUCCAGCUAUACAACACUGUACAAACACUCACCACAACUCCCC
Molecule: messenger RNA, 1676 nt
Organism: Monascus purpureus
Lineage: Eukaryota; Fungi; Ascomycota; Eurotiomycetes; Eurotiales; Aspergillaceae
Source: the annotation of a GenBank genome assembly